ACGGUGUUGACUUUAUCGCCAGAGCGCAUGAAGCGCGCCAGAGACACGCUGAGCUCAUCCUCUCACACCCGGUGACAGACAAAGACAUGCAGUGGUGACCCACUGCCUCACUGUUGACUUUAUUAUAUUAGCUUAAAGGAAAAAGAACAGAAAGACAGUACAGAGCGAGCAGACCCGGUGCUUUUUUUCUCUCCACAAUGACGGCUAAAACUUUGGAGAAAGUGCCGAUGAAUCUCGGGGGGUUCUUGCAUCCUGAGAGCGUGUACUCGGUGGAUGACAUCAGCUCCAGUUUGGCGACCUCCGUGGCUAUCUUCCCCAACAGCGACUUAGGAGCUCAUUACGACCAGAUCAAUGUCUCAGAUGGCUUGAUGAGCGCAGACAUGAGCGUCGAGAAGCGCUCUCUGGACCUCUCCCCCUACUCCAGCGGCUUCUCUCAGCCCGCAUCCCACCGCAACCAGACCUUCACAUACAUGGGGAAGUUCUCCAUCGACUCCCAGUAUCCAGGUAACUGGAACCCCGAGGGAGUGAUCAACAUCGUCUCGGGCAUCUUCAACGUGGCCCAACCGCCGCCUCCUCCUCCUCCCUCCUCUUCGGCGUCCUCCUCCCCGGCUUCCUCGGGAUCUCCCAAUCACUUUCACUCCAGCGGAAAUUUGAGUUGCACCAUGGCGGCUCAGAACCAGGCAGAGAUGGACCACCACCAUCACAUGUACUCCCCUCCGCCUCCUUACUCCUCUUCCGGCUGCGGGGAGAUGUACCAGGACCCCUCUGCGUUUUUGUCCACCUCUACCUGCUCCAUCGCCUCUUACCCACCACCCUCCUACUCUUCGCCCAAGCAACCCGCAGAGGCGCCGGGGCUCUUCCCCAUCAUCCCCGACUACUCGGGCUUCUUCCAGCCUGCUUGCCAGAGGGACAUGCACACGGCGAGUAUCCAAGAUCGGAAACCGUUCGGUCCAUGUCCGCUCGAUCCGUUCCGCGUCCCUCCACCCCUGACCCCGCUGAACACUAUCAGGAACUUUACGCUGGGUCCGGGCGGUGGUGGCUCCGAGGGGGGUCCGCCGAGGCUCCCCUCUGCCUACAGCCCUCAGAACCUGCCCCUAAGGCCGAUCCUGCGGCCCAGAAAGUACCCGAACAGACCCAGCAAGACGCCCAUCCACGAGCGGCCGUACCCCUGUCCGGCAGACGGCUGCGACCGGCGGUUCUCCCGCUCCGACGAACUGACCAGACACAUCCGCAUCCACACUGGACACAAGCCGUUCCAGUGCCGCAUCUGCAUGCGCAACUUCAGUCGCAGCGACCACCUCACCACGCACAUCCGCACGCACACGGGAGAAAAGCCGUUCGCGUGCGACUUCUGCGGCCGCAAAUUCGCCCGCAGCGACGAGAGGAAGAGACACACUAAAAUCCACCUGAGGCAGAAGGAGAGGAAGUCCUCCACCGUCUCCUCCUCGUCCUCCUCGUCCAGCAGCUCCGGGGUGGAGCGGCCGUCGGGCGCCAUCAGCGCAGCUAGCGGGAUUUGUUCAUAGUUUCCCUGGAAAACGUUGUUGUCACCAUGGCAGCGUGACGCACACUAACCUCUUAAAAGAAAAAUAACUAUUAAAUAAUUAUUCUGAAACGGUUGUGAGAUAGACUAAAUACCAGGAUGGGAUUGAGCAAGAACUUCUGUGCGGUCGUGCGCAAUUACGCACAUCCACCCGUUCCUGAUCCAGAACCGACAGAGAGACUGACACGAAUGCACUUUGCCUGUACAGUCUACUGAAAACAAAAGUAAACACAGCCAUUACUUCAUAGGAAUAUACAAGGGCGGUUGUAAUAUAAAGUGGGUUGCUUAAAUAUCGCCAAACACAUAUUGAGCGCGCAACAGGCUGCGAGUUUAAAUGUGUAAUAACUGCAAUAACGCUUUGAAGCAAGAGAACUGUUCUAAGUUAUUGAAUUGACGAAGUGUUUAUUCUAACAUGCUUGUUGAUGACUAUAUGUUCCCUUUAGUGCCUUGCUGUGUGUCUUUUUUGUACACUGACAUGGUUCAAGGACGCUUCUAAUGCAAUGUAUAUUUGUCCUUUAAUAUGUAAAGUUGGAAAUCAUUCUAUUUUUGUACGCAUUUCCUCUCGUGUAAUUUCAAGUCAGUUGUGGUUCACGUGUAAUACAAUGUUGGAGUGUUAAUCGUGUUGAACUCAUACACU
Molecule: messenger RNA, 2177 nt
Organism: Anarrhichthys ocellatus (wolf-eel)
Lineage: Eukaryota; Metazoa; Chordata; Actinopteri; Perciformes; Anarhichadidae
Gene: egr2b
Product: early growth response 2b
Exons: 2
Coding region: 198-1523 (441 amino acids)
Biological process (GO): regulation of transcription by RNA polymerase II
Molecular function (GO): DNA-binding transcription factor activity, RNA polymerase II-specific; RNA polymerase II cis-regulatory region sequence-specific DNA binding
Source: RefSeq, a predicted model, not a curated record